Molecule: messenger RNA, 2523 nt
Organism: Fraxinus pennsylvanica
Lineage: Eukaryota; Viridiplantae; Streptophyta; Magnoliopsida; Lamiales; Oleaceae
Source: the annotation of a GenBank genome assembly
AUGGCGGCUGCUAAAACAUCUCUCUUCCAAUUUCCAUUCCCAAUCCCCGUGGAUGUUUUAUCUGCUCCACAAAAGGACAAGGAUAAGCUUGUUCACGUUAAAUGGCGGACUAGAAAACGCUGCCCUUCCUUCUCCUUACUACGGAUAAGAGCAAGAGGAGCUGUUACAGUUCGUGAGCUUAAUGGAAUUUCAAUUCCCUCACAAACGGCGGCAGAUUUGCAGCGGGACUCCAUAUCUUUGCUCAACGAGAGGAUUCGCCGAGACCACAGUAAGCGAGACUCGUCGUCCUCCAAGCCGGUUAUGGACUCGGAGGAGGCUGAUAAGUACAUUCAGCUUGUCAAGGAGCAGCAGCAGAGGGGCCUCCAGAAGCUCAAGGGCGACAGGACUGAGGGGACUUCCGGCGGUGCCUUCAGUUAUAAAGUUGAUCCUUACACGCUCCGUUCCGGGGAUUAUGUCGUGCACAAGAAGGUAGGCGUUGGACGUUUUGUUGGCAUUAAAUUCGAUGUGCCCAAAGAUUCCUCUCAACCAAUUGAGUAUGUGUUCAUUGAGUACGCUGAUGGAAUGGCUAAGCUUCCUGUCAAACAGGCCUCCCGUAUGCUCUACCGCUAUAAUCUUCCAAAUGAAACCAAAAAGCCAAGGACUUUGAGCAAAUUGAACGACACUAGUGCAUGGGAGAAGAGAAGAAUAAAGGGAAAAGUUGCAAUACAGAAAAUGGUUGUCGACCUGAUGGAGCUGUAUCUACACAGGCUCAAACAAAGAAGGCCCCCCUACCCAAAGACUCCUGCCAUGGCUGAAUUUGAAUCUCAGUUUCCUUAUCAACCCACACCAGAUCAGAAACAGGCUUUCGUGGAUGUGGAGAAGGACUUGACGGAGAGAGAAAAUCCUAUGGACAGACUUAUCUGUGGAGAUGUUGGUUUUGGUAAAACUGAAGUUGCGCUACGUGCCAUCUUUUGUGUGAUCUCAGCUGGUAAGCAAGCCAUGGUUUUAGCACCAACAAUUGUUUUAGCCAAACAGCAUUUUGAUGUUAUCUCAGAGCGAUUCUCAAGAUAUCCUAGUAUCAAGGUUGGACUGCUGAGUAGGUUUCAGACCAAGUCAGAGAAAGAUGAGUAUCUACACAUGAUUAAACGUGGCCACUUGAACAUCAUUGUUGGAACUCAUUCAUUACUUGGCAGUCGUGUUGUAUACAACAAUCUCGGCCUUCUUGUUGUCGAUGAGGAGCAGAGGUUUGGCGUAAAACAAAAGGAAAAAAUUGCAUCAUUCAAAACUUCAGUUGACGUCCUCACACUUUCGGCGACGCCUAUUCCAAGAACCCUUUAUUUAGCACUGACUGGGUUCCGUGAUGCCAGUUUAAUAUCAACACCACCUCCAGAGAGGGUACCAAUAAGAACCCAUCUUUCAUCAUAUUCCAAAGGAAAAGUGAUAUCAGCGAUAAAGUAUGAGCUGGACCGUGGUGGCCAGGUUUUUUAUGUUUUGCCUCGUAUUAAAGGGCUUGAAGAGGUAAUGGAAUUUCUGGAACAAUCAUUUCCACACGUUGAAAUAGCAAUAGCUCAUGGAAAGCAAUACUCAAAGCAGCUUGAGGAAACCAUGGAACAAUUUGCACAAGGGAAUAUUAAGAUUUUGAUAUGCACAAACAUAGUUGAGAGCGGGCUUGAUAUUCAAAAUGCUAACACCAUCAUAAUUCAAGAUGUUCAGCAAUUUGGCCUUGCACAGUUGUAUCAGUUGCGUGGUAGAGUGGGUCGGGCAGAUAAGGAGGCUCAUGCACACUUAUUCUAUCCGGAUAAGUCACUGCUUUCUGACCAGGCUCGAGAGAGGCUUGCAGCUCUUGAAGAAUGUCGUGACCUUGGACAAGGUUUUCAACUUGCGGAAAGAGAUAUGGCCAUUAGAGGCUUUGGUAAUAUCUUUGGCGAGCAACAAACAGGGGAUGUUGGAAAUGUUGGCAUUGAUCUUUUCUUCGAAAUGCUUUUUGAGAGCCUGUCAAAGGUUGACGAACAUCGUGUAGUUUCAGUUCCUUACCAGUCAGUGCAGCUUGAUAUGAAUAUAAACCCACAUCUCCCCUCUGAGUACAUAAAUUAUUUGGAGAAUCCCUUGGAAAUAAUUGAUGAAGCUGAGAAAGCUGCUGAAAAAGACAUAUGGAGUUUGAUUCAGUUUACAGAAAACCUGCGCUGCCAACAUGGAAAAGAGCCUUACUCUAUGGAAAUUCUGUUGAAGAAGCUGUAUGUCAGGAGAAUGGCAGCAGAUUUAGGGAUUACUAGAAUAUAUGCUUCAGGUAAGAUGGUCGGCAUGGAAACAAGGAUGAGUAAAAAGGUUUUCAGGCUAAUAACAGAUUCAAUGGCAUCUGACAUGCAUCGAAAUUCUCUUGUUUUUGAGGAUAGCUUAAUCAAGGCUGAACUACUUUUGGAGCUACCGAGAGAACAGUUGCUCAAGUGGAUCUUCCAGUGCUUAGCUGAACUCUAUGCUUCACUACCGGCCUUGAUAAAAUAUUACGCCGAAGUGCUGAAUGAAACAACGAAGGAUUUAAUAUGA